UGUGGCACUGGUUAAACCAUGUCACAUGACAUGUGGUGCCAGACCUUGGGGUUUUGGUCUUAAAUGGCUUGCCAACAGCAGAGGGGGCACAUGGACUGUGUUCGUUUUGGGAUUCUCUUUGAUGUCAAAGCUUUGUCUCAGUAUCAUCGUCUACUCAUCUUUCUAUGACUCUGAAGCCUCCUGCUCAACCCGAGCUGGAACCAAAGAUGAACUGGGCUUCCUUCUACACUGUGAUUAGCGGGGUCAACAGACACUCCACUGGCAUCGGUCGAAUAUGGCUCUCUGUCCUGUUUAUAUUUCGUAUUUUGGUGCUUGUUGUUGCCGCGGAGACAGUAUGGGGUGAUGAGAAGUCUGGGUUUACCUGUAACACUCAGCAGCCAGGGUGUGAUAGUGUCUGCUAUGACCACUUUUUCCCCAUCUCUCAUAUCCGCUUGUGGGCACUUCAACUCAUCCUUGUCUCCACUCCUGCUCUGCUGGUUGCAAUGCAUGUAGCCCACCGGCGUCAUAUUGACAAAAGGAUCUGCAAACUGUCUGGGAAGGCCAGUCCCAAAGACCUGGAACAGAUAAAAACACAAAAGAUGAAGCUCACAGGAGCACUAUGGUGGACCUAUGUCAUCAGCCUUGUGUUUAGGAUCAUAUUUGAAGUCACUUUCAUGUACUUGUUUUACAUGAUCUACCCAGGAUACAAGAUGAUACGCCUGGUGAAGUGUGACUCGUACCCCUGUCCCAACACGGUGGACUGCUUUGUGUCCCGUCCCACGGAGAAAACUGUCUUCACCGUCUUCAUGUUAGCCGUGUCUGGGCUGUGCAUCCUGCUCAACAUUGCAGAAGUAGUUUUCCUGGUGGCAAAAGCCUAUAGUAAGCAUUUAGGUAACACUGGGGAAUCAAGCAUAGGAGACUGGUUACGCCACAAACUCUGAACAAAAUCUGUGAAAAGUUAACUUAAAGGUGCAAUAACUUC
Molecule: messenger RNA, 961 nt
Organism: Periophthalmus magnuspinnatus
Lineage: Eukaryota; Metazoa; Chordata; Actinopteri; Gobiiformes; Gobiidae
Gene: gjb1a
Product: gap junction protein beta 1a
Exons: 2
Coding region: 165-920 (251 amino acids)
Biological process (GO): cell communication
Cellular component (GO): connexin complex
Source: RefSeq, a predicted model, not a curated record